AUGGCACCCUACCACACAAUUCUUCUUGACGGAACACCCAGCCGAUUCGGGCGCUCUGCUGCUGAUCCACCAACUUGCGGGGGUAAUACGGGUCAAGCAUGCGUCCCUGUAACCACUGAUGCAUCAGGGAACACUCAUGUUGGCGAUUGGACAACUCAUGAUCCCACUGUCAUUCUCUUCAUUUCUGGUUCCUUACUUUUUGGUGCAUUGACCAGGUCUCUUCUGCGACGGUUUCAUCUUCCAAUCCCUUACACAGUGGUUAUGUUGCUGAUUGGUAUAUGUAUCGGCUUGCUGGCUGAAUAUACUCCAGGGGGCUACAUAAGGGCCUUUACUGGAAUGGCAAGGGGAGACCCACACAUUAUCCUCUAUGUGUUCUUGCCAAUUCUCAUCUUCGAGUCGGCCUUCCUUAUGGACUUCCACACCCUAGUCAAGUCGAUCCUGCAAAUCACUUUAUUAGCUGUACCAGGCCUCUUGUUGUCUACCUUUUUGACUUGCCUGGUACCGAUGUUCAUCUUCCAAUACGAUUGGGGCUGGGACGUUGGAAUGAUGUUUGGUGCUAUAUUAAGUGCCACUGAUCCUGUUGCUGUGGUAGCCUUGCUACAUGACCUGGGCGCUUCGAAACAGCUUGCCACAUUGAUUGAAGGGGAAUCCCUGCUGAAUGAUGGAGCUGCCAUUGUGUUGUUUUAUGUGUGUCUGAAUCUGGUAUUUUCUCUUCAUUUUCUAGGUGGCGAAAUCACAUUGUACUUCCUGCAGUAUGCUUGCUGCAGUCCUCUCUUCGGAUUUAUUUCGGGAAAAAUAUGCACCCUCUGGUUGUCAAAGAUCUUCAAUGAUGCGCUGACAGAGAUAACCAUUACACUGGGGUUCACGUAUUCCACCUAUUUCAUUUGUGAAUCUCUGUUCAAUUGGUCUGGAGUGUUAGCUGUGGUUGUCCUUGGUCUGGUUAUCAAUGCCGAGAGAACUGUCAUCAGUCCAGAAGUUGAAGCUUUCCUCCACAGAUUCUGGGAGAUGUUGGCCUACAUAGCCAAUACAUUGAUCUUUGUGCUCGUUGGGGUGGUGAUCGUAGAACAAGCCCUACCUGUCAUCACUCUGGAAGAUAUUCUAUUUGUUCUUGCACUUUAUUGUCAAAUCACAGUCAUAAGGGGUUUAGUGAUAGCCGUCUUCAGUCCAAUUCUAAGGAAAAUUGGCUAUGGUCUGACUUGGAAGAUGGGUGUUGUCAUGACUUGGGGUGGUCUACGCGGGGCUGUCAGUUUGACAUUGGCUUUGCUGGUUGCCCAUGACUUUGCUUUAGACUCAGGCAACAUUGGAAGUAAGAUCCUGAUCCACACAGCCUGCAUUGUGAUGUUGACAUUAGUUGUGAAUGCAACAACGACUCAAUAUCUCCUUAAAGCACUAGGAAUGAGUGAAAUCUCAGCCCCAAAACGAAUGGCAAUGGCAAGCGCCAUAAGAACCUUACAAGAAGUCAAACUUCGGUCAAUGAACGUGCUGAAGAAUGAUCGAUUCCUAGCCGAUUCGGAUUGGACGAUUGUUGAUGAGGGGACUACAGUGAAAGACCCGUACAAGACGAAUGAUGAGGAGGCAGAAAUGGAAACAUUGACGUACUUGCACCGCUUCAGCAAGUGUCCUGAAUGCAGUCAUGACGUUCAGAGUGAGCCCUCCGUGAAGGAGAAGGAGGAAAUGGAAGAAGAAGCAAGACUUCGCUUGCUUAAGGCUCAGAAGAUCAGUUACUGGAAGCAGUUCGAACAUGGGCUACUCUCCCAGGAGGCAGUGCGGAAACUGAUAGAUCAGACAGAAACUGUGGCCGACACACCAGGAACAUUCAUAAAUGUUGAGGAACUCAAGCAAACUUGGCAAGUCAGAGGAAUCUAUCAUAAAUUGAAAACUCGGCUUGAAAGAUGGAUUCAAACGGGCUCCAUGUUUGUCAUCCCUCCACCAAAGAACCGCCAUCUGAUGAGGGCAUACAGAAUUGUCGAGCACAUGGGAUUCGAAAUCUUGAUUUAUGUCAUUAUCAUGGUGAACUUGGCCCCAAUUAUAGCUGAACAAGUGAUCGAGACAUAUUACCAGAAUGACCCCAAUUUUCCCGCCUACACUUUGAUGUUUCAAAUCAUCAACAUCGUGUUCUUCUUCAUCUAUAUAGUGGAAGCGGUUCUGAAGAUGCUUGGCCAGAGAAAGUGGUAUUGGAAAAGCUUCUGGAAUUAUCUGGAUCUGGCCAUCAUCAUCAUCAAUCUGGUGGAUGUGGUAAUCGACAUCAGUUCAAUGUUAGAUGCAGAUCUGAUCACCUCCACAGCUCUCAUAUCACCAUCUUUCAUCAAGAUAACCAAGGUAUUCAAGUUCCUCAGGAUGGGCAGAGCGCUGAGACUUUUCAAGGCAGUCAUUCCUCAGAUUUUGGGAUUUCUAAACCGACGUAUCAAUGAACAGUUGAGCUUUGGCUACGAUGUUGGUAAAGGCUACGUAUUUGGAGAGGAGGAGGUCAGGAAACACAUUGAUUUGAUGGUGGACGACAAGGGCAUCGCCAAGAAUCUCAAAACGAUCAUCGACACUGGGAGGCUGAAUGUUGUCAGGGAGUUGGGAAUGCUUCAGCGUCAAAACCCAGGUAUAGCUGUAUCUGUGAAGACAAGGCAGGCCAUAAGGAACGUCUUGAAUACCAUGCGGGACAAUCUCACACAGCUAAAGGGUGAUGGUUUACUCGACGAGACUGAAGCAAGGAAACUUGAAGCUAAUCUGGAGGCCAAGAUGAAACAGAUCCAGAACCUGCCGUCCUGCAUCCCUCCGCCCCCACCAGAAAAGAUCCUCAACAGCAUCAGCUGGAUUGAAGAUGACCAAAAGGUUAUCGAAUAUAUGCAGUUGGGUGCCAGGCUCAUGACGUUCGACUAUGGCGACGACAUAAUAAAAAAAGGGGAUGUGCCCAAUGGAAUAUACAUCAUAAUAUCUGGAAUGGUCAAGGUAUACUCUGAAGAAUCUGAUAAGGACGAGGAAUAUGUGGAUUUCCUGACUGCAGGAAACGUCAUCGGUGAAAUGGGCAUCCUGACUUCGAAUCCAAGGAAUUGUACUAUCACAUGUGAAACAUCCACACAGUGCUACCACAUCCGACCAGAUGUAAUUAUUAAAGCCAUGGAACAGUUCAGUCAUCUUGAAGAUCGUCUCUGGCUGGUGUGUGCUGUCAGACUGGCCUCCGCGAUCCUGAUGAAGCAACCAAAAUAUCAAGGAUGGACCUUGGACAAAAUCAAGAUGGUUCUAGAAACGGCAUACCUGGCAAACUUGAAAGAUAAGCUGGCGUUUACGUACGAGUGGUACAUGAACGAUGUCAUUCUCAUAAAUGGUAUCUGUCUGAAUGCAAACACCAGAGAAGCUUAUCAAGGACCAUGCUACAUCAAGAGCACAAUCAACAAGCUCCUACUCGCCGCAGAGGAGAGUCCAAAACAUGUGAUCUUGAUCGUUCCAAACGAUGAUCCAGGACAGGCUGCCAAGCAUUCCUCUGGUAGACACUUGAAUUCGAUGAUCUGCACUGGCCACGGUUCACCAACUGGAAGCAGCCAUGACCUAGAGGGCGCCAAUGCUAGUUCGUUGUGUCUGCGGCAUGCUUCGCAACACAGGGUCGCACUCAAGCACAAGAUCAGCGAGGAUAAACUGAAGAAAAAUAUGAACAAGGAUUCUGCCCCAGAUCCUCUUCCACCUCAUCUGCAGAGACUUAGAGUGGAUAAACCAAGACCGUCCUUACCCCAGUUGACGAGUAGUGGCACAGCUGCAGCAGCAGUUGACCUGCACUCGGCUACCAGCCAAGGAACUGCUGUGAAUACACAUAAAGUAGUUGUGAAAAGUCGUGGCGAAAUGGCAAAAUCCUCCGGUCCUACAAAAACAGAUGACAAGGAUAAGAAAGCAGCUCCAUCAAGCAAGGAAACAAAGACUCUGUCACUUUCUAAACAUUUACCCCCACUUCAAGCACCCACAAAACCAGCCAAGGAAUUUCCCGAGGAUGAUAUGCCUGUAACUGUCAAUGUCUAA
Lineus longissimus is the source of this 3999-nucleotide messenger RNA. RefSeq names its product sperm-specific sodium:proton exchanger-like. The transcript has 20 exons. Gene Ontology annotation, cellular component: plasma membrane. The record is from RefSeq and is a predicted model, not a curated record. Lineage: Eukaryota; Metazoa; Nemertea; Pilidiophora; Heteronemertea; Lineidae. Gene Ontology annotation, biological process: proton transmembrane transport; sodium ion import across plasma membrane; regulation of intracellular pH. Gene Ontology annotation, molecular function: potassium:proton antiporter activity; sodium:proton antiporter activity; monoatomic ion channel activity. Bases 1 to 3999 code for a protein of 1332 amino acids.